AUGCCCAACCUGAACCUCCCCUUGGAGCUUAAGGCUAUAUCCUCCUGUCCUGUCACUAGUUGGGAGAAGAAGCUGAUCCGCAUCUGGCUACAACCUCCUUUGAGGCUGGCCCCAGGCACAGCCUCCGAGCAGGCAGCGGGCACCUGCCGGCACCUACGGAUUUGUCCACACGGAGCAACUCAAAGCCGUGCCGAGUUACUACCAACAACCCUGGGCGACAGAACGGGCUCACGUGACCUUGCUAAUAGUUCCUCAAAGACCAGAGAACGCAACACAGCAAUCAUUUUACCAGGGCACGCUGCCUUCUCCAGUUACCAGGGCCCCGAAGUUGCCGAGACCUCGGAUUUUUUGCAUCGAAAGCAAAUAUCAAAACAGCCUUCGGUGAUUUUGCCCGCGGCGGCCCUGUGGCAGACGGCAGCUGCUCGGCUGCGGGGGACACCGGCCCGACACCCCGCCCCGCCGGCGAGGCCAAGCGGUGGCGCGACACCUCCGAAACUCAGUCCAGGGCCCGUCCCCGCCGCCACCGCCCCCUCACGGCUCCCGCCCCGCGGGGACCUGCCCCUACCUGGCGCGGGCGGCGGCUACGGAAAGUUUCCCCGGGGAGGGGCGAGGCGGGCUCCACUCCCUCUCCGCCGAAACGACCGGCUCCGGGAAGGAGAGAAGGCAGGAAGGACGGAGGGAAGGAGGGAGGCGGCAGGCGGCCACCCAGGCUGCCGCUCUAUGGCCGUGCACAUAAACUACAGCUUUACUUCCACGGGAGUAAACUGUAUUGGAGGCGUUUCUGGGAGUGAGAGAAAGAACGUCUGGGCUUCAUGUUCUACAAUGAGAAAAGUGGAAUAAAAUCAAGCUUGAGAUGUGUUCCUGCCUUCAUUUUUAGCACAUCCAAGACAAGAGGAAAACUUCAAGGUUGGUAGACAUCUAAUUUCUUGUAGAUGUUAACUUCUAAAGAACACAGUGCCUGGUUAUGUCUUGUCAGAGACCAUCAGUUACUAGCUAAAAUAUUGUAAGAUCUUCAUAAUUAGACUAUUUCCUGUGUAAACAAUACCUGCAGACCAAAAGCAAUCUGAAAAAUUGAAGUCCAAAGCAAAGGAAAUUAAUUCGUUCAAGUGAAUAAAAGAGAUCGUAUUGGCCAGAGAUGCCCAGUAGCUUGAAAACAAGCUCAGAAUUUUUAAUAUGUGUUUUUCCUUUGAAUAUCCUCCUGUAUGCACUCCUAGGUUUGCUGGAGGGCAGAGGAGAAGGAGGAUUGUUAAAAAUUAAACAGCUUGCUCUUACUAAAAUAAAAAUCCAUCAUACAGUUAUCACUGAUAUAGGUGCUGACCUUUGGCCAUGUUAGUAACGCGUUCCAGAGAAUGUCUUCAGCAUUUGAAUAUAUUUUGUUAAUGUAGGUUAAUAUUAUAACAAGGGACAAAUCUUCUUAAAAUAGUAUUUUUCAGGAUACUCAGCCAUAAGGCAAUGUUGUUUUCUAAACCAAGCCAGCUGUUAAAAGUGCUAAUUAGUUCUGCCAAGAAGGUAACAGUGCCUAUGUCCUAAUAAUCCAAACUGUAAUGUAUAUUAAGAGGCUGUCAAUGCAGCAGUUAUGUUCUCCCAUUUAGGAAUAUUACAAGAAAAAUUUACUAUGAACAGGAGAUUGAGAAAGAAGGGGAAAUCAUAAAACAGGAUAAAUUAGGAGCUCAGAAAGAAAUUGGACAAGAAACAGCUUGGGUAUAGGAUAUAAACCAGUAUAAAAGGAGAGAAAAAAUUACUUCAUUUUAUAAAGUAUUUCUACAUCAGUCAGUGCAAGCAAGAGCAACAUAAGAGGUGCGGUUUAAAACCAUGCACUGAAGUUGCAAGUGACAAUAUUGGAAGUGUUUUCAAAGAACAGGGAUGCUGACCAAAUAGCUAGAGGCUGGAAUGCAAGCAAGAGUGAGGAUGCCUGAAGCGUGAUACAGGCAGCACAAGAUCUUCCUCUGUAGUUUAUUUGUUGCAGCAGAAGCACCACGGUCCCAAGCUACCACCAGUGCUGCGUACAAAUCUGCCCAGUGCUGCAGUGCAGCAGUCUUUGACACCUAACACAUGCAGCUGAAACUCUCAACUCUACCAGCAAGGCUAGAGAGUGAGAAUUAGAGCAUCAGACAGUGAGAAAACAUCAACACAUUUUCUGUUGGGUGGCACUGUGUCAGGUAGAUGCACAUCAAAAUAUAUGUGCAGAGACGUAGAGCUAGCAAAAGCUAGGUUAGCUGUUGUUUGCAGGAAUUAAUAUAACUGUUGAAGGUGAAUUGAACUGCAAACCAAACCAGGUCCUGUAACAGUCAACACAGUUUUUGAGCUGCUAUAAUAAACGGAAUUAUUUCCCACACGUGAUGUUACUAAAAACGUCCAUCUUGUACGAAGUGUUUUAUUUUUUUUUCCCCCGAAACUUUUGGAUAACUUUGCCACUAUUUACCAUAAUUUUUCUCCUGUGUUCUUCCUAAUGAAGAGUGGUUGAAAAUGCCAGUGCACUGUAUUCCAAAUAUGGCUGCAAGAGGGCUGCAACAGGACUGUAUAGAAGAUUACUUAUUCAGCUGAAUUCCAAAUAUAAGCCAUGGCUGUUCUCAAAAUGCCACUAUUUCUUUGGUUUUACAAUGGC
Molecule: messenger RNA, 2605 nt
Organism: Chiroxiphia lanceolata (lance-tailed manakin)
Lineage: Eukaryota; Metazoa; Chordata; Aves; Passeriformes; Pipridae
Exons: 5
Coding region: 1-840 (279 amino acids)
Source: RefSeq, a predicted model, not a curated record